Molecule: messenger RNA, 1004 nt
Organism: Choloepus didactylus (southern two-toed sloth)
Lineage: Eukaryota; Metazoa; Chordata; Mammalia; Pilosa; Megalonychidae
Gene: CCDC71L
Product: coiled-coil domain containing 71 like
Exons: 1
Coding region: 276-980 (234 amino acids)
Source: RefSeq, a predicted model, not a curated record
CAGAGGGCGAAAAAGGCAAGAGAGGAGAAGAAAGAGAAACCAGGGGGCCGAGGCGCCGUCCAAUGACAAAGCCCAGGGGUGGGCGCCGGCCGCCAUCUUGUACUGGGCGGCAGGAUAUUCACCCACGUCCUCCGCCCUCGGAGGGGGAGGGGCGGCGGCGGAGGCGAGAAAAGUAGCCAGAGACGCGGCAGGCGGGAGGCGCCAGCAGCGGUCAGCGCCGCGGAGCCGGACGCGGGCGGGACUCGGCGACAACGGGCGGCCCCGAGCGGCCUCCGAUGCGGCGCAACGUGAAGAGGCGCCGGCGCCGGCCCCUGUCGGCCCCGGCCCUGGCCGCCCGGGGCGGCGGCCUUAGGGCUGGAGGAGGGGCCGGGCUGGAGGCGCGGGAGGAGAAGGUGGUGUACUCGCGGUCGCAACUGUCGCUGGCCGACAGCACCAAGGCGCUGGGUGACGCCUUCAAGCUGUUCAUGCCCUGCAGCACGGAGUUCAUGAGCUCGGACGCGGAGCUCUGGAGCUUCCUCUGCAGCCUCAAGCACCAGUUCUCCCCACACAUCCUGCGCAGCAAGGACGUCUAUGGCUACUCCUCCUGCCGGGCCCUGGUCCCCGACCCCCCGGGGACUCCUACCGCCCGCGGCCAGACGCGCAGGCCGGCCCAAGGCGCGGCGGCCAGAAGGAGGCGCCGCGGAGUCCGGGCGGCCGUCGCCCGCAGGAGGAAGCCACCGCCGCCACCGCCACCUCCGGCCCCCGAGGAGAGCCGCGCGGCCAAGUCUGUGACCCCUGGGCCCUGCUUCGGGGGCCGCACCCUGGAGGAAAUCUGGAGAGCAGCCACUCCGACGCUGACCACCUUCCCCACCAUCCGCGUCGGCAGCGACGUGUGGGGCGAGCGCAGCCUGGCGGCGGCGCGGCGCCGAGCACGCCAGGUCCUGCGAGUGAACCUGGAACCCGUGGUGAGGCUUCGCCGCUUCCCGGUGCCCCGGGCGUGAGACGCGGCCCCUAUGGCGCCUCCU